Molecule: messenger RNA, 1887 nt
Organism: Alternaria postmessia
Lineage: Eukaryota; Fungi; Ascomycota; Dothideomycetes; Pleosporales; Pleosporaceae
Exons: 5
Coding region: 1-1887 (628 amino acids)
Biological process (GO): protein sumoylation
Cellular component (GO): cytoplasm; SUMO activating enzyme complex
Molecular function (GO): SUMO activating enzyme activity
Source: RefSeq, a predicted model, not a curated record
AUGGCACGCGACAGGUUUGCUCGGCAGAGCCUCGGUGGCACGCUCCAUCAGCGCAUCAGAGAGGCACGCGUCUUGAUGGUAGGAGCUGGCGGCAUCGGCUGCGAACUGCUCAAGAACCUCGUUCUCACCGGCUUUGGCGAAAUCCACAUUGUAGACCUCGACACCAUCGACCUCAGCAACCUCAACCGCCAAUUCCUGUUCCGCAACGAGCAUAUCAAGAAGUCCAAAGCAUUGGUUGCGAAAGAGUCGGCCGGCAAGUUCAACUCCAACGUCAGCAUCGUAGCGUACCACGACAACAUCAAGGAUGGCCAGUUCAGUGUCGCCUGGUUCCAGAGCUUCGGCCUCGUCUUCAAUGCGCUGGACAAUUUGGACGCGCGGCGACAUGUCAACAAGAUGUGUCUCGCGGCCAAUGUCCCGCUGAUUGAGAGUGGCACCACUGGCUUCAACGGCCAAGUUCAGGUUAUCAAGCGGGGCGAAACCGAAUGCUACGAUUGCACACCCAAAGACGCCCCCAAGUCGUUCCCCGUAUGCACCAUCCGAAGCACGCCCUCGCAACCCAUCCACUGCAUAGUAUGGGGCAAGUCAUAUCUCUUCGCCGAGAUCUUUGGCACCUCAGAAGACGAAGCGCCCGAGCUAGACCAUAGCGAAGAUGCCGACAAUGCCAGCGAAGUCGCGAAUCUACGAAAGGAAGCACAAGCGCUGAAGCGAAUUCGCGAUUCCAUGGGCUCCCAGGACUUCCCGCGACUGGUUUUCGACAAGGUUUUCAACGAGGAUAUCGAGCGGUUACGGAGCAUGGAAGACAUGUGGAAGACUAGGAAAGCGCCCGAGGCAUUGGACUACGACACGCUUAUGCAUGAAUCGCUAGGUGUGGGUACAGGAAUCGCACAGCAAGACCAAGUCACAUGGAAUGUAGCGGAGAAUUUCGCCGUCUUCGUGGACAGCAUCAAGCGACUCAGUACUCGGCUGGAAGAGACGCGCGCAAACGCUGAUAUUGGGAACUCGGUGCCUAUUCUCAGCUUCGACAAGGACGACGUGGACACGCUGGACUUUGUCGUCGCAAGUGCAAACCUGCGCUCACACAUCUUUGGCAUAGAAAUGCGGUCCAAGUUUGACAUCAAGCAAAUGGCUGGCAACAUUAUUCCUGCGAUUGCGACUACAAACGCCAUGACUGCCAGUCUCUGCGUUCUACAAGCUUUCAAAGUCAUGCGCGAACAGCUCGACAAAGCCAAGAUGGUCUUCCUUACCCGUAGCACUGAGCGCGUCAUCUCAAGCGAGUCACUGCGACCACCAAAUCCCCGCUGUGCAACUUGCGGCGUAUGCUAUGCCACACUGCAUGUCGAUUUACCGCGUGCGAAACUGAGCGAUCUGGUCAAUAUCAUUCUGAAGGAACAGCUGGGCUAUGGAGAAGAAUUCAGUGUCAAGCGAGAUUCGGAUAUACUCUACGAUAUCGACGAGGACAUGCAUCUCGACAAGACAUUCGAGGAACUCGGCCUUAACGGCGACACCUUCCUCACAAUCUCCGAUGACUCGGAAGAAGAUGGGAAGGUUGAUUUAGUAUUUUCUGUGAUACACCAAGAUUUCACCGAGAACGCAAACCCACUCAGGUUACCGGAUGAAGUCAAGAUUGCGACAAAGCCCAAGAUGCCUGUACCAGAGACCAUUGACCAUGCGACUGUCAACGGCACCGUUCUGAACGGUGACGUCACGGAUAUCAGCAACGGAAACACGAAUGGUGCUGCGAAGCGCACAGCCAGCGAAGCAGGUCUCCAGGAUGAGCUCGUCCGGAAGAAGGGUAAGGUCAUCGAGGAGUCACAAAAGAAAGACGAUGGCCACAUCACUAUCGAAGACGACAAGAAUGACGGAGCGAUUGUCAUUGAUGAUGACUGA